AUGUUCGGGAUAGUUUAUCUGAAGAAUCGCAGUUUACUCUGCAAGAACCCCUUUUCUUCUUACCCUCGUUAUGGCUUCAUGCCCUCGUUCGACACCCAGUUCAGCAACCAAUUUCGUAAAUUAGAAAUUAAUAUUGGACGGAAAAGAUACAGCUCAAAAACCUUGAAUACAAAAUAUACUGACCAACCCGAAGGCCCAAUUUAUCCUUUGGAUGUACUACGCCUAGACAUCUCAAAAGCACUGCAUGAUAUAUCCGGAAUAGACCACUCGCUAAUACUAAAUGCGCUUGAGUCGACAAAUAGUAUGGAUAGAGGUGAUCUACUGCUACCUCUUCCAAAGAUAAAAGUGGCUGACCCUGUGGCCGUUGCCAACCGAUGGGCCAUUGAACUAAGCACGCAUGGGUGUAUUGGAAAGGUUUGUGCAAAAGGGCCAUUUCUUCAGUUCUUCCUGGACCAGCGGUAUUUGAUACAAUCAACGGUACCAAAUAUAUUACUUCAAAAGGGGAAAUAUGGUCAGAAAAAAUCUCGUCAUCAGAAAAAAGUUGUAGUAGAAUUUUCAUCACCAAAUAUUGCCAAACCAUUCCAUGCAGGCCAUUUAAGAUCGACUAUAAUAGGUGGAUUCCUUUCAAACUUAUAUGAAGCAAUGGGGUGGUCCGUUACACGUAUGAACUACCUAGGAGACUGGGGCAGACAGUUUGGUUUGUUAGCAGUCGGUUUUAAGAGAUACGGCGAUGAAAAGACGUUACAAAAGCAGCCAAUUCAGCAUUUAUUCGACGUCUACGUUAAAAUCAACAUGGACCUUGCCAAGGAAGAGAUAAACGGAAACUCUAAGUGUGGGAUUAGCGGUGAGGCCCGUAGUUUUUUCAAAAACUUAGAAAAUGGGGAUGAGAAUGCCAUUAAGAUAUGGAAUAGGUUUCGCUCGUUAUCCAUCCACCACUAUAUCCAAACUUAUUCACGUUUGAACAUUAAUUUUGAUAUAUUCUCCGGUGAAUCACAAGUGUCUAAAGAAUCUAUGAAUGAAGCCUUAGAUAUAUUUCGCAAAAACAAUCUUGUUAAAGAAAUAGACGGUGCCCUUGUCAUCGAUUUAACCCAAUGGUCGAAAAGAUUGGGCAGAGUUGUUGUACAAAAAUCAGACGGAACAACUUUGUACUUGACAAGAGAUGUAGGGGCAGCCAUAGAGCGUAAAAAGAAUCUACAUUUUGAUAAAAUGGUGUACGUGAUUUCCUCACAGCAAGAUUUAUACAUGUCCCAGUUUUUUAUGAUAUUAAAAAAAAUGAAUUUUGAAUGGGCAAAAGACUUGCAGCAUAUAAAUUUUGGUAUGGUGCAGGGCAUGUCGACCAGAAAAGGAAAUGUGGUAUUCUUAGAUACCAUACUAGACGAGGCAAGGGAUAAAGCUCUGCAAAUUAUGGAAAAUAACAAAAUGAAAAUAUCUCAGGUAGAUAAUCCACAGCGUGUUGCAGAUUUAAUUGGCGUAUCUGCUAUCAUUAUUCAAGAUAUGAAAUCAAAGCGUAUCAAUAACUAUGAAUUCAACUGGAACAGAAUGUUGUCUUUCGAAGGUGACACAGGGCCCUAUUUACAAUACACACAUUCCAGACUUAGAUCUUUAGAAAGGACCUCCAGCGACUUUACGACGGACAUGCUAAUACACGCAGAUUUUUCAAAUUUAAAUGAACCACAACUAGUUGAGCUUGUGAGGUUGCUAGCGCAGUAUCCAGAUGUCCUUAGACGAGCAUUCGAAACUCAAGAGCCGGCCACGAUUGUAACAUAUUUAUUCAAAGUUUGCCAUCAGGUCUCCUCGUGCUAUAAAAAAAUAUGGGUUUCCGGAAAACCUGCAGAUAUUGCCAUACCGCGACUCGCCGUAUAUUCAGCAAGUAGACAAGUGUUACACAAUGCAAUGUCGCUUUUGGGACUAGUCCCGGUUGAUAGAAUGUAA
Messenger RNA from Saccharomyces cerevisiae S288C, 1932 nucleotides. It is a transcript of the gene MSR1, whose product is annotated as arginine--tRNA ligase MSR1. Lineage: Eukaryota; Fungi; Ascomycota; Saccharomycetes; Saccharomycetales; Saccharomycetaceae. Gene Ontology annotation, biological process: tRNA aminoacylation for protein translation; arginyl-tRNA aminoacylation. The record is from RefSeq and is marked reviewed. Gene Ontology annotation, molecular function: ATP binding; arginine-tRNA ligase activity; nucleotide binding. The coding region runs from base 1 to 1932 and encodes 643 amino acids. The transcript has a single exon. Gene Ontology annotation, cellular component: mitochondrial matrix; cytoplasm.